Hypanus sabinus (Atlantic stingray) is the source of this 2555-nucleotide messenger RNA. Its product is annotated as glucagon-like peptide 2 receptor. Gene Ontology annotation, cellular component: plasma membrane. Gene Ontology annotation, biological process: adenylate cyclase-modulating G protein-coupled receptor signaling pathway; cell surface receptor signaling pathway. Lineage: Eukaryota; Metazoa; Chordata; Chondrichthyes; Myliobatiformes; Dasyatidae. Gene Ontology annotation, molecular function: glucagon receptor activity; peptide hormone binding. The transcript has 13 exons. The coding region runs from base 208 to 1821 and encodes 537 amino acids. The record is from RefSeq and is a predicted model, not a curated record.
CCUACAACACUCUCCACCUCUGCCUGUUAAUUUUGAAUUGGGUUGGCAAUGAAUAAAACAUUGUUGUAACUCAGCACAUUAGGGUUUACAGAUCUUGAAACAGUGGACAAAUAGGGAAAAGGGGGACCUAACAGGACUUGCCUGAAUGAUUCCAUAAGUAGACUUUGGGAAAAGGUGUCGAGCGUUCUGGGCUGUGAAGGGAGUUGGAUGUUCUUCGAUGAGUUUGAAGUGGAUUACUCAGAAGCAAUGGGGAUCUUCAGUGACAGAGCCAAGGAUAAGGGAUUAAGUUUAAACCCGUGGCUGUGUCGUUUACAAACUUCGAGGGCUACAGUAUCAGUUCUUCUCUUCAUGCUCUUGCUACACUUAAUGCAGGUCAAUGGCACGCUACUGGAGGAUAUGGUCAAUAAAUGGCACUUGUAUAAAGAAGAGUGUCUGCAAAACCUAAGCAUGUCUAAUGGUAAAACUGGAAUAUUUUGUAAGGAAACAUUUGAUCAGUAUGUCUGCUGGCCGGCAUCAUACCCGGGGAAUGUGUCAGAACCUUGUCCCUGGUAUCUUCCAUGGAUUACGCCAGGCACUACAAAGAGGGUCUAUAGAUACUGCCUGGACAAUGGAAGCUGGUUGACAUCUUCAAACUCUACUGUUAUCUGGAGGGAUCAUUCUGAAUGUAAUGAAGACAGCCAGAAUGACCAGCAAAAUAACAAUCGGCAUAGGCUAUUGAAAAGCUUGCAACUGAUUUAUACCGUGGGUUACUCAGUCUCCUUGUCUUCGCUUUCAUUGGCCAUAUUGAUACUGCUGUGGCUUAGGAAGCUGCACUGCACUCGAAAUUACAUCCAUAUCAAUUUAUUUGCUUCCUUUAUCCUGAGGGCCCUGGCAGUCCUUGUAAAAGAUAUUUUUCUGAAAAAUACUUACGCGAAACGUCCAGAUGAUGAAAUGGGAUGGAAGUCAUUUUUUGAUGGUCAGACCUCGAACGGAUGCAAAGUGGCCCAGGUUUUAAUGCACUACUUCAUCGGAGCAACCUUCUUCUGGCUUUUAGUUGAAGGCAUUUACCUCAACAAACUGAUAGUCCUGGCAGUCAUAUCGGAGAAAAGAUUGCUAAGGCAAUAUGUGUUGAUAGGAUGGGUGUUGCCACUAUUGUUCGUCAUCCCUUGGAUAAUAACAAAGAUUAUCUAUGAGAACGAAGGGUGCUGGGCAAGAAAUCGCAACAUGGUCAUUUGGUGGAUCAUCAGGGGACCAGUGAUAUUUGCAAUUAUAAUGAAUUUCUAUGUAUUCAUAAUGAUCUUGAAAACAUUGCUUUCCAAACUUAAAGCUCAACAGAGGCGAUUUAAUGACUACAAGUACAGGUUGACACGAUCAACUUUGGUUUUGAUACCAUUGCUUGGGAUCCACGAAUUUGCCUUCACCUUCCUGCUAGAUGAACAUGCUCAUGGUUUACUGCUGCACAUCCGACUCUUUCUUCAAUUAGCUAUCAGCUCAUUCCAGGGUUUUCUGGUUGCUUUGCUGUAUUGCUUCAUCAAUGGGGAGGUUAAAGCAGAAUUGAAAAUGCGUUGGCAAUCCUGGCUACAGGCAAAUCACUUUGAAAGUUCUGGAUGUAUGGGCAAGCACUUCAAAUACCUAGGAAAAUGCUCCAAGCCCAGGUCAAACAGUUACAUUAACAGCAGCAGCUACUGCUAUAGCGACACCAGAACUUCCAGUGUGCAGCUGAGCAUGGCCCCCAUAUCAGACCAGCAGGCACAGAAGGCCAUCCCAAUGGAACAGUUUACUCAGACCAGUAUCUGCGAGAGCAGUGAAGGAGAAUUGGGAGUUGGAGAGAGUCAAAUCUAAGAGCCAAAUUUAAAAUACAGUACUGAAGACUGAAUAGUGUAAAGGCCCUUAACGCAAGAAGUCAGUGCAAACACGGCUCUUAUUUGCUUUAUGAUGAUCUCUACGUUCUGCCGUAAAUAUUGGAUCAUGCAAGUGAUCUCACUGGUGCUUCAAAUGCACACUUGGUACUGGUAAUAUUGUCUCUGUAACCACAGAGCAGGAUUUCACCAGGUUUGAUUCUCAGUUAAUGCUAAAUCAGGUGACAUCAUCAGAAGUUCUGCAAGUGGCUUCAGUGUCCAUGAGUUCAGGAGAAGAACGAGGUUUGUGGAAAACAUGUGGACUUUUGAGAGUGCCCGCAAAGGCAGUUCCAAUUGCCUUUUGACUAACACUCGCUGUGUCACCUUACACUGCUUCAAGUUAACACAUUGCUUUGGAAGAUCUCAGAGAAAUAGUUGGGAACCCCUUUUGACUUUCCAACUGCAGGACAGUUAAUAUUUCCAACACAUACUUUGAGCACAAGACUGCUGCUGCCUUCCUUCUGCCCUGAAAUGAGAACAGUCAUGAUCCACGCUUUUAGAAGCAAGCACAGCUAGGUACUAUAAUGUGGUAAAGCAGCAAUGGAAAAUAGCUUGUACAUAUUGUGCGCUGGAGUAAACAUUCCUCUCACCUCCUACUAUACCAAGAUAUUUUACAAUGUAAAGAAAAGUUACUAAUUCCAUGUAUUUUAAUACUGUAGGUGUGAAUUUUCUUAUAAG